AUGAGCAGGGAGGGGAAGGGCUCCGAACAACUUCCCGAUGCAAUAUGCAUUCCAGGCUCCGGGCAAAAAGUCGCCCAGGACUUCCAGAUGCUGGUCCAGAAGGUGGGUGGGAGGCCUGAGGUCCUGCUCAUUGGGGAGACGCUGGAGGGCAAGGAUGUCCAUGGGAUGAUGGCCUCCUUUGUCAAGGACCUGUUCUCCUCCACCUGCCAUCCCAUCCACCCUGGUGACCUCCUGAAGGAGCCCCACGGGGGCACCUGCACCCUCGGGGGCACCUGCACCCUCGGGGGCACCCCGUGCCAGCUGAUCUUCUUCCUCUGCCGUGCCUCCUGCCUGAAGGGGAAGCAGACGGAGCUGCGGAAGGUCCUGAAGGAGGUGAAGACAUUUGUGGAGAAGUCCCCCUGCGCCCUGGUGGGGGUCAUCAUGGAAGCCAAGCCCGGGGAGGCAGAGGCUGCCCGCACCCACCUGCUGCGGCUGCUCCGGGGAGCCUUCCCGAAGGCGCCCUCGCAGAAACAGGGUGCGCAGGCUGCCAGCAAGGGGGAGGCAGAGAAGACCGGGUCGAUGGAGCUGGAGGCCAUCGAGGUGGAUGCGGAGGUCUACACCCCGGGCCACCCGAGGGGGAACUUGGCCAUCAUGAAGGCGGCUUACCGUGCUUCAGAAGCCCUGGCCAAAAAAGGUUUGCCGGACGAGGUCUCUAACGACGGGGUCUCUAAGGAUCCGCUAACCCUUGCAGGUUCCUGGACUUCGGUAAUCAUCAAAAGUCUCCUGUGGAUGAUCGGCAUCAUCUGUUUGGCUUGUGCAGUCGGGUGGUACCUCUACGACCAAGGGAUGAUCUCGCCGGACAUGAUCCCAUCAUUCUUGCACAUUCCUGCCUGA
Rhineura floridana is the source of this 873-nucleotide messenger RNA. RefSeq lists its product as uncharacterized. The record is from RefSeq and is a predicted model, not a curated record. Bases 1 to 873 code for a protein of 290 amino acids. The transcript is spliced from 2 exons. NCBI's taxonomy places the organism in Eukaryota, Metazoa, Chordata, Lepidosauria, Squamata, Rhineuridae.